UUGUCCAAAAAAAAAAAAGAAUAGCUACCUUCAAGAUCAAAAUAUAGACGAUCCUAGAGGCUUAUCGGGGGAGGCGCAAAUAUUUUAAAACGAAAAUAAUAGGUCAUUGGAAAAGGCGGUAAUAUUUUGUCAGUAUUGUGCAGACAGCAGUCAAUGUGUUCCGGAGCUCCCACUGAACCAGACGCGCUCGCCUUCACGGAACCUGCAAACUUUCAAAUGUCAGAACCUGCUACUCCCCUACGCCCUCUCACCGCCACGCUUUUCUCCGACGCUCCGUCCCUGAGCCCCCUGAAAACCGUCGUUCUCUGCUCUUCCUCCCCCUCCAAAUGUUGCGUCACCUUUAGGAAAUCCGGGUCUUGCUGGGUGAUUGGGGUUUAUGCUAUGUUGGCUAAUUAAAAUCCAAAAACCCGCUUUCUUCCUCCCCUGGUUUUUCAAAUCGCGUAGUAUGACUUCAGGGUUUGAUCUUCCCUCAGCAAUGGAAUGCCCAAAUGCUACUAGUAAGUCCAUUAUCAAAUCCAACUCAACCAUGUCAGAAAUCGUCUCCAAGUUCGCCAUAGUCUGUAAAUUGAAAUCCAUUGGGGUCUUCUCCUCUGAAAUGCCCAACCUCCCUCACAUGCACAAACCCAUCUUCAAUGAUGCUCCUGCAAGUGAAAUCCGAAGAUGUGGUAGCGGUGAUCGUUCAAGUGAGGAAAAGACUAAAAGCCACGUUGAGAAAGUUCAUCCUCGGCCCAUUGAAGUGCCGGCGAAAGAGUAUGAUAAUGCUCGUGUUAAUGUUGAGAUGAUGGAGAUAUUUGACACAGUUUCUGCCCUGAAACAGGCAUAUCUUCUGCUCCAGCAAGCUCACAUCCCUUAUGAUCCGCACGGGAUUGUUGCUGCUGAUGAUAAAGUAGUUGCUGAGCUCGAAAAGCUAUGCAAGUUCAAGCGCGAUUAUAAGCAGAAACAAUGCAGGAAAGCACGUUUCAAUGUUUCGCAGCGUUCUCGUCUCCUGCGGACCGAAAUGAAGGUCAAAGAGGCGUUGCUAGGGAAGCUGAAGUCUCAGAAUAGUGCUAAAGGCUCUGAGAUUCUCCGGCUGAGGCAAGAGCUUCAUGAUUUGGAGAUGGGUAAUAAAGCAAUGGCAGAGAAGAUCAAGCGGAUCGAUCUAGAGAAGAGGAAAGCCAGUGUUUUGAGCGCUGCUCAGUUCCAAGAUUUCUUCAAGGCAGCUUCAAAGUGUAUUCAUGACUUUGCUAAACCUUUGAUUAGUUUGAUGAAAGCUUCAGGCUGGGACCUAAAUUUGGCUGCCAAGUGGAUUGAAAAUGAAGCCGUUUACGCCAAAAGAUCCGACAAGAAGUACGCUUUCGAGGCCUACAUUGCUCGCAGGGUGUUUCAUGGGAUCCGCUUAACGUCUUACGAUGUCGGGGGUGUCAUGAAGUUUGAAGACCCAAUUGAUGCGCUGAUGGAGAAUCCUGAUUCAGAGUUUGCCACGUUCUGCCGAGCUAAAUAUCUUCUGGUCAUUCAUCCGACAAUGGAAGAGAAAUUCUUUGGGAACUUAGAUCACCGGACAUUCGUACUGAGCGGGAAACAUCCUAGGACAGAGUUCUAUCAACUGUUUGCUAAAAUGGCGAAAUGGAUUUGGGUCUUACAAGGUUCUGCGAGACCAAUAAAUCCUGAUGCAACAAUGUUCUCUGUGAACAGAGGAAGCGAGUUCUGCAGUUUGUACAUGGAAUCUGUUGAGGAAGAAAGGAAUUUCACUGGUGUAUCUGAUGAAGAAAGAUCAAACUACAAAGUUCAGUUCAUGGUGAUGCCUGGGUUUAGAAUUGGGCAGACAUUGGUGAAGUCUAAAGUUUAUGUCUCAACUUCUUAGGGUGUUAAUUAAAUGGAGGGCCCUCUUAACUGGUAAUUCAGCAGACAGAACAUCAUGAGUUUGGCACCAGGCUUUGGCUACUAGGUUAUGUAGUCUACUAAUCUUUCCUGUUAGAGGCUUCUAAUAUAAUUUUAAGUUGCCAGAGUCUCUAAUUUCUUCACUGAAAUGUAAUAUUUUGGUCUCCCACAUUUCUAUAUGAACUGUGAACAGACAUUUGAGCGAACCAGUCGUUUACUCAUUUUGAUCUGUUCCGCUAAUUAUUAAUUAUAGAACAUAGUAUUGGUUGAUGCAGAUGAUGUAUGCUCCACAACUUAUAAAAUAUUUUGCAAACUCGGGACAGUGUCUUGCUGUUUCAUUGGCAUGCUUUGGCAGGCACUUAUGUGUAAUAUUGAUUGAAGUUCGAGUUGAUCGGA
Prosopis cineraria is the source of this 2253-nucleotide messenger RNA. RefSeq names its product protein GRAVITROPIC IN THE LIGHT 1. The transcript is spliced from 2 exons. Gene Ontology annotation, biological process: response to red or far red light; negative gravitropism. The record is from RefSeq and is a predicted model, not a curated record. The coding region runs from base 377 to 1840 and encodes 487 amino acids. Lineage: Eukaryota; Viridiplantae; Streptophyta; Magnoliopsida; Fabales; Fabaceae.